AAGUUAGGGCUUUGUAUACCUGAAAUGACGGUUAUGCGUAGUCUUUAAAGCGCUUAAUACAUUUCUCUCGCUAACAAUCUGCAACAGCCGCACGACUUGUUUCUGCAAACGAAAAUCUGUAGACGGCGAUUCCAUUUUAUUUUUCUAUCAGCAGAGAUAUUUUUAUUUUGAAAUAAAAGAACAUCAAAGAGAAAUGUCUUACGACGAUAUAGAGAUCGAGGACAUGGAGUGGAACGAAGAAUUGCAGGCCUUUACAUAUCCAUGCCCGUGUGGAGAUCUUUUCCAAAUCACCAGAGCAGAAUUGCAGAUGGGUGAAGAAAUUGCACGCUGCCCAAGCUGUUCUCUUUACAUAACAGUCGUCUACAACCUCGAAGAUUUUCAGGACAAAUCUUCAGAUAAGAAAAAGCAAUUGGAACAAACUAAAAGCCCAGCAAUUGCUGUGGCAUAAAUGAAGCAGAAAUAAAAGUUUUGUAUUUUUGCAGAUACUAGGGUUUGUUUUUCUGGUUAUUUAGUUGUAAGCCUAUUAAAUCGAAAUUGCCUAUUUUUUAGAUUAAAUGCCAAUAGUGAGCUUUGACAUCGUGAAACAAAUUGAUGGGUUAUAUGCGGUUAGGGUUUUGAGUAAUACGCGAAUCUGUAUUAGAGUAUUAUGAAUGAAAGCCAUUAAAUUUGUACAAUCUAUGAGACUGGAUAAUUGAAUGUUUCUGGAUUUGACUGCA
This is a messenger RNA of Cryptomeria japonica (Japanese cedar), 716 nucleotides long. RefSeq lists its product as uncharacterized. Gene Ontology annotation, biological process: protein histidyl modification to diphthamide; tRNA wobble uridine modification. Gene Ontology annotation, molecular function: metal ion binding. The transcript has a single exon. The coding region runs from base 194 to 448 and encodes 84 amino acids. Gene Ontology annotation, cellular component: nucleus; cytosol. NCBI's taxonomy places the organism in Eukaryota, Viridiplantae, Streptophyta, Pinopsida, Cupressales, Cupressaceae. The record is from RefSeq and is a predicted model, not a curated record.